AUGCAGGUGUGGGCCAAGGAAAGCCUGCCGAUCAUGCGUAGCUGGAGAGGUAACGCUCAAUUUGCCACCUCGACGUUGAAGGUGCUUGCCCGACAACAACUGACAUCCCUUGCGAUCUACACAUUGACGCUCAUGCCGGAUCGAGGCAUAGAGGCGAACAUUGUGCACUACACGACAGUGGUGUCUGCGCUUUCGCAAAGAUGUUCCUGGCAGCUUGCGCUCCGUGUUGUCAGAAGUUUGCCGCCAGGAGUUUUUGCGAAUGCCUUCACCUUCAACAGUUUAGCCAGUGCGUGCACUGGUGGCAGCCAGUGGGCCUUGGCGUUGCAUAUACAAGAAGACAUGAGGAAUGAUGGGGUCCUGGCCGAUGAUGUCACGCAGAAUGUAAUGCUCGGUGCAUGCGAGAAGGGGUCUCAGUGGAGCAUGGCUUUGCAGAUCACUGGAACAGAGGCUUCUCAAGCUACCAUCAGCUUUAAUUCUCUUUUAGCCACGCUUCAAGCAAUUCAGAGCUGGAAACGGGCUAUGCUUGGUUUUAACAUGAUGGUUCCAUACCGUGCUCGCCCAGACUGCAUCUCUUGCAGUACUUGCAUCAGUUGCUGCCAACAUGACUGGCACCUGGCCAUGAACUGCUUUGCAGAGCUGAAGUUUGCCGCUUUGCAGCCAAACGACGUAAUCUACGGUGCUUUCCUCAAUUCUUGCGAGAAAACCAGCUCCUGGCUGUUGGCAUUGCAGGUGUCAAGGGGCAUGCCGGCAACAAGCCUAGUUCCCAACAACUACAUAUUCAAUUCUGCAAUCAGUGCGCUGGACAAAUCAAGCAAGUGGAUGGAUGCCGCCGAGCUGUUUUCAAGGAUGCCGCAGCAUGCGGUUGACACGAUCACCUGCACUGCAUUGAUCAGUGCCUAUGGCAAAGCUAGCCGUUGGACAUGCUCGCUGGCGCUCCUGCACAGAAUGCCUGAGUUUUCUGUUAUUCCGAACGCUGCAACUUUCAAUGCGGCCUUGACCUCUUGCUCUUCACAUGGCCUCGCCACAGCCUUGAUGGCUUGGAAUCAGCUGAAAACGCUAGACCAACCAUCCUUUCCUGACGUGCUCACAUACAACAUCAUGAUUAAUGCAUGCAGCAAAGAAGGGGCAUGGCAACUGGGGCUUCAAUUCCUCAGCGAUGUGUCAGCUGAUGCCCUGCAUGCCGACACUAUUACCUACAAUUCAGCUAUCAGUGCUUGUGAGAAGCUGGGGCAGUGGCAAAUUGCACUGGGAUUGAUGACAAGUAUGUCGAGCUCCGCUACAGUUCCCAACAUGGUCACGCUUAGUUCUGCGAUCAGCUGCACAGUGCAAGCGGGUAAGUGGCAGGAAGCCCUUCAUCUGUACAAGAUUCUGGUGGAAUCGGAGAUGCCCACAGUCAUCACGUGUAAUUCAAUGCUUGCUGCCUUCGAAGCGUCGAGCCAAUGGCAACGGGCUUUGAGCUUCCUGUGCAGAAUGGGUAAUUACGCUCUGCGGGGAGAUACUGUCACAUAUAGCAUAGUGCUCGCAGCGUGCCAGAAGAGCUUGCGCUGGCAGCAAGUGCUGGAAGUUUUGGAGAUGCUGCCCUGCCAGUCUACUUUGGAUGCACAGCUGUGUGCAUCAGCAAUAGAUGCUUGUGCAAGGGGCGCGCAAGCAGAAGAUGCAGUACGAUUUCUUGAAGCUUUGGUGUUUGCUGUGAAGUUUUGA
Molecule: messenger RNA, 1701 nt
Organism: Symbiodinium pilosum
Lineage: Eukaryota; Dinophyceae; Suessiales; Symbiodiniaceae
Source: the annotation of a GenBank genome assembly